AUGCAUUUGCUAUUAUUUCAUUACCUACAGUCGCUCGUUAACUUGGUGAUAUUUCUGGAUCUCCUGUUCAUACAGAAUGUCAACGCUCUUGCAAGUGCAGACACCAUCACUUGGGGCGGCUCCAACGACAGAAGCGGCUAUCAGAACAACCACAACAUGGAUCCCACAGUGGUUGGAAGCGCUCAGUUCGGUCUACUAUUCAAGACCAAACUUCCCGGGACUUAUUCGAUCAACGGACAAAAUGUACCCGAGCAGAUAUUUUCCCAACCCUUGGUUUAUACUGGCUCAGACGGUGUUCAAUACCUCUAUGUUGCAACCACACAGAACAAUCUGUACAAGAUCGUGGCAAAAACCGGUGUCAUUGUGGCCUCGCGGAAUAUACAUCGACCUUUCCUUGAUACGUGGUACUUGACCUCCAAGACUUACAUUGAUCAAAGUCUGAAUGGUGCUACUGGUCGUCCAAAUGGUCGAUACUACAUCCACGCCAUCAGUACAGUGGACCUAUCUGAAAGACCGAAAUUUCCCGUCAACCUGGAAGGCGUUGUAGCGAGAAAUAACCCCCAGCGAUCAUUCAAUGGCGGCAUCCACCAUCAACGUCCGGCUUUGCUCCAUACUGGCAAUUUUGUCUACGCCGGCUUUGCUAGUCAUUGCGUUCAAUGGAAUUUCACUGGCUGGAUCGUGGGCUGGGACAAAGGCACUGGCCAGCUCGUGGAACGGUUCGCCACAGAAGGCGCCGGUGUCGGUCCGGCCACUCCUGGUGCGGGCGUGUGGAUGUCAGGUGGCGGUCUUGCAACCGAUGGCAAGGGCUCCAUGUUCUUUGCUACCGGAAAUGGGUAUGCUUCCCAGCUCAACGGGAUUCCGGUCAACGGAAGAAACCCGCCUACAUAUCUGGAAGAAGCGGCUGUGCAUAUGGCAAUCAACGAUGAUGGUUCUCUGACUGUUGUGGACUUUUUCAUGCCAUCUCGGAACAUCGCCCUUGGAAUUACUCCAAGUCAAUUCUCCUGUGGUGACAUCAAGCGAAUGGGUGUUGUCACCGGCAAGAGUGGCAAGACUUAUUGGCUCAACCUGGACAAUCUUGGAGGCUAUCAAAAUGGCCCCAACAAGCUCGACAAUGUGAUACAGGUCUACCAGAAUGAGAACUCUGUUUAUGCCGGGGCGGGUGUAUACCCACUGGAAGAAGUUUACAUCUACAUCAACGUCAUUCAGUACCAAACCCACGUCUUUAAAUUCCCUUGCAACAACGGCGUUCCAUAUUUCAACAAAAUGACGUCGCUAAACGACCAACCCGGGAGUGGUUUGGUGUGGACGUCGGACGUGGAAGGCUCAAAUCUACGAAUUUACAACGCCGUCCCAAGCAACGGCGUUCUGCAAGAGAUCAAUUCGUUUGUUACUCCAGGGACAACAAAAUUCACCAGACCUGUGUUCGGAGAUGGCAUUGUAUAUCAAGGGACCACUGUGGGAUACAUUUAUGCAUACGGAGCACCUGUCAAUCUACCCUUGAACUGUACAACUCUUCAAUUCGGCACCGUCAAUCUCAAUGCAACAACUGCUCCCAUGAGCGUGAAAUGUACAGCCAACACUGCAGUCACGGUGACUGGGGCAGGACUCUGGGGGAAUCCCAACUUUGCCACCUUUACUCCACAGACCGUGGGACCUUUGUCGUCGUCUGUCAUCCUCAACACUACGCAGCAGGCAGCCGGAUUCAGCAUAAACACUCCUGUGCAAUUGAAGGGCACCGGCCAGAGCCAAGCUCCUUUACUGAUGGUCACUUCGAACACUGUCAGCUGGAAUGGUGUUAUCACUGGUCAACAGGUGGGCGGUGUUAAUCAAUCUGUCAUCAUCAACAACCUCGGAAAUAGCGUCCUCAGCAUCACCAACAUCUUGUACUCUGUGGUCGGCGAGACCGGACCUUGGAUCACGCCAAAUGGCACGCAAGCAGCAACGGUCGUCUCGGCAUUCACGUUCUAUAACAUGCCGCUCUCGGUGGGACCGAACAGUGCCGUGACCGUCCCAAUCAACUUCAAUCCGCCCUCCAGCGGCAACUACGGUGUGUUCGUCCAAAUCGUGUCGAACGGAGGAACCAAGGUCUUCGAUGUUCUUGCAACAUGUUCCGAUGAGCCGAAAGCUGUUCUGGAGUUUCAAACUCCCAGUGGAGCAUGGGUACCUUACAACAGCACCACAGCAUUUACGUUUGGAAAUGUGACCGAGAACACGAGCCAGUAUUUGAAGAUGCCACUGACUAACAACGGCUCAGCGAAUGCAGCAGCCUUGUCUGUCACCGUCAGAAAACCUCCUUUUGCCAUCGCAGGAAGUAUAAUCGGCGCCAGCAAUCAAGUCGACCUUGCCGAUGGCACACUGGUGUAUGCUGGACAGAAUCUUACUGCCACUCUUUUCUGUUCGGUACCCAAGAGCCAGAUCAAUGUCGACCCCUACGUUGGGACUGCGCAGUGGACCAUGAACCUCAACGACCCCAGCUUUGGGAAACAAUACAUCCAAUUCGUCUGCAAUGCAGUAUCUGAACAAGCACCACCCUUGAAUCCUAUUACACAACAAGGGGUCUACCGAUAUGCUGGCUGCUUUACAGAGAACAACCCAGGUCGACAACUUCAGACAACUAUCUACAGUGGCCCUCUCAACACCAACGAGCAAUGCAUUGCCAAGUGUGCCGCUGCAGGAUAUAUUUUUGCCGGCACUCAGUAUAACCAAGAAUGUUGGUGUGGCUAUAAUCGUCCCAAGACCAUCAACGAUGACGCCAACUGCGACUUUCCAUGUACCGGUAAUAUCAAUGAAAUAUGUGGAGGAAAUGGCAUCUCUGGCACCGGUUCCUUCAUCUCGCUCUUCGGCGACAUCACUCGUUGGAACGGCAACAGUACUGACAUCCCCGGACCGUAUGUCAAUCCUGGCACUCUUGGAUUCCAGGCCCUGGGCUGCUACACUGAAGGAUCCCAAUCCCGCGCACUCAACGUCCCGAUCAACUCCAAUACCACUGUGGCCGGCUGUCUUCAAGCAUGUCAAGGGUAUUUGUACUCUGGCGUGGAGUAUGGCGGCCAAUGUUUCUGUGGCAAUACUUUGUCGACUGGUGCUGUCAGCACUCGAGCCUCGGAUUGCAGCAUGACAUGCAACAACAAUCAAACAGAGUAUUGUGGAGGCCCAAGCCGUCUCAACAUGUACAUGUACGGCAACGGCAGUCUUCCCAGCUCGACACCCACGUCUCCUCCUCCUCCGCCACCCGGCAACCAGAAUCCCACUCUUCCUGGCCCAACGGGCCCGGCAGCUCCACCCACCAUUGGCAACUUCAGCUAUGUCUCCUGCUACACAGAGGCCACCACCGGUCGGGCACUAGCCAGCUUUGCUUUGGCCGACGAUAGCAUCAGUCUCCAAACCUGUGCUAACAAUUGCACGCAGUACAAAUACUUCGGGGUCGAAUAUGGUCGCGAAUGUUAUUGUGGCAAUGCCCUUGGUCUAGGUAGUGCUCCAGCUACCGAUGGACGCUGCAACAUGGCAUGUUCAGGCAACUCGAGCCUUGCAUGCGGUGGCCCGAACGGACUGACAUUGUACAUGAACCCAAACUGGACUUCCACUACGCCACCGCCGACUCCUACACCGUCUGGACCGCUCGUGGUUCCCACUGUUGGCAGUUUCCAGUAUCUCGACUGCCAUACCGAAGCGACGAAUGGCCGCGCUCUGGCCGGAAAGGCGGUGGCUUCCAACGACAUGACUCUACAAUACUGUGCGGGAAACUGUACUGGUCCCACAUACUUUGGUGUGGAAUAUGGUCGUGAAUGCUAUUGCGGCAACACUCUCGCUGUCGGAUCUGUGACUGCCACAGACGGCCGCUGCUCCAUGACAUGUGCUGGAAAUUCAUCAACCAUCUGUGGUGGACCGAACGGAUUGACCAUGUACCAGUUCAUUGUGCAGUCAAGCUCGAGUUUGAGCAGUUCUACACAGAAGUCUACUAGAACCACGACAAGCUCUGGUACGCAAUUGAUUUCGACUUCAACCUUGCCAUCAACCUCGCCAUCAACCUCGCCAUCGAUAUCGACAUCGACUUCGAGGAUCGUAAAUACCCUUCAAUCCUCGACGUCUUUGUCGUCGACCUCUUCCACCUCGUCAAUCUCCAGCAUGACUACUGUCAUUUCUGCUUCUACCUCUAUCACCACCAGCUCGAUCCAAACCACUACAAAAGCUUCUUCUUGGUCAACGUCAAUCUUGUUAUCACCGAGCACUGUUUCCAGUGUUUCCACCUUGACGACAUCCCAUUCCACGACAAGGUCUACCUCCUCCUCCUCCUCCUCCUCCUCCUCAGCCUCAGCCUCAGCCUCAGCCUCAUCCACUUCAACUUCGACUUCGUCAUCUUCAUCCGCAUCAGCAUCAUCAAACCCCUACUAUCCAAACAUGUACCUCGGCUGUGCGGCCGAACCGUCCACCGGCCGCCUUUUAUCGUCUUCCUCCAUGACCAACUCCUCAAUGACCAUCUCAACAUGCCUCACGUUCUGCUCGUCGCAGUCCCUCCCCAUCACAGGGCUCGAAUACGGCCGAGAAUGCUACUGCGCGUCCACACUGCCCGUCGACACUCUCCUCACUGCAUCAGGAUGUACUAUGGCUUGUGGUGGUGGUGGUUCUGUGGACACCGGCUCACAACCACAGUCAAGCUCCGGGCCCGAAAUCUGCGGCGGUCGCUCCCGGCUCAGCAUCUACAACAACACCGCCAUCUCCGCUCCGUCCGCGAAACUGGUGGUCACAGAUUAG
This is a messenger RNA of Capronia coronata CBS 617.96, 4749 nucleotides long. RefSeq lists its product as uncharacterized. The record is from RefSeq and is a predicted model, not a curated record. Bases 1 to 4749 code for a protein of 1582 amino acids. Gene Ontology annotation, cellular component: plasma membrane. The transcript is spliced from 8 exons. Lineage: Eukaryota; Fungi; Ascomycota; Eurotiomycetes; Chaetothyriales; Herpotrichiellaceae.